AGCGCAGCGCAGGCACCGCCCCAGUUAAAACGGGGGGAGAGAGCGGGUGACGGCCGUGCCACUCGUGUUGACCCACCCCACCCCACCCCCGCCCCCCACGUCAAAACCAAGGCGGCGGCAGCGGGGCGGGAGAGCGGGGAGCACCGACCGACACCGGCCGACAGGGUGGGCUGCAUGCGGAGCUGAGGCGAGGCGAGGCGAGGCGGGGAGAGAUCCGGCGCGGGUGCCACCGCCGGCCGGCCGCGGGAGAUCUGGUUGGUGGCGCCGCCCGGAUAAGGGAGAGGCGGCGAGGGGAGAGCAGCCGGGGGAGACCGAGGCGAGAGGAGAUCUCUCUCGUCCCUCUUCUCGCUCCAUGGAGACCGGGGGUAGCAAGCGGGAAGGAGACUGCCCCGGGCAGGAAAGGAAGAAGAAAGUGCGCAGGAGAAGCACUGGUCCUGAUUCGGUUGCUGAAACCAUCAAGAAGUGGAAGGAGGAAAACCAGAAGCUCCAGCAAGAGAAUGGAUCCCGGAAAGCACCGGCCAAGGGUUCCAAGAAAGGGUGCAUGGCAGGGAAAGGAGGUCCAGAGAAUUCAAACUGCGCUUACCGCGGUGUGAGGCAGAGGACGUGGGGGAAAUGGGUUGCUGAGAUCCGUGAGCCCAACCGUGGCAAUCGGCUGUGGCUUGGUUCAUUCCCUACCGCAGUCGAAGCUGCACGUGCAUAUGAUGAUGCGGCAAGGGCAAUGUAUGGCGCCAAAGCACGUGUCAACUUCUCAGAGCAGUCCCCGGAUGCCAACUCUGGUUGCACGCUGGCACCUCCAUUGCCGAUGUCUAAUGGGGCAACCGCUGCGUCACAUCCUUCUGAUGGGAAGGAUGAAUCGGAGUCUCCUCCUUCUCUUAUCUCAAAUGCGCCGACAGCUGCGCUGCAUCGGUCUGAUGCUAAGGAUGAGUCUGAGUCUGCAGGGACCGUGGCACGUAAGGUGAAAAAAGAAGUGAGCAAUGAUUUGAGAAGUACCCAUGAGGAGCACAAGACCCUGGAAGUAUCCCAACCAAAAGGGAAGGCUUUACAUAAAGCAGCGAACGAACUCGGGAUAGCGCUUAGGGUUGGCAUUAAAUUGAGGCAUAUUAGGAAGUCAUAUUUCUGCAGGUCUUACUAUAUAUUGAAUUGCUGUAGAAAGGUGCAGCCACACAGACUUACUGAUUUGUGCCCACAAAACAGACUGGCUGAAAGCAGCCUUGCAGUGGAAGACAGAGGUCAAUCCACUGGCCAUUCAAGACGAAGUGGUUCAUCAUCGUUAAGAAGUGAGCCAUUUCCAACUAUUUAUUCCGAACAGCACAAGAGCAUGCCUGGAGAUGGCGGACCCAUUAGCAUUCAGAAAGAAGGUCCAGCUUCGAGACAAUUAAAGGUUAAGCAAUGCCCAGUUCAGAAACUUCAGAGACUGCCAGAUGGGUGCCAUCCUGAUUUUGACAAUGACCAUUUAUAUUGUGUCAACAAGCUCCUGGAGUCCUGGUCUAAAUCUCACGGCUCUGUUCUUGUUGAUGAUAAGGAACAUAUAUUAAAGACCAUCUUAUUCACAAUGGUUGUGUUAGCUGAUGCUCGCCAACCUUUUCUGAUUGUCACUACUACCGCUUCUCUCUCCUUAUGGGAGGUUCAGUUCAAUAAAUUAGCACCACAUAUCAAUGUUGUUGUGCAUGAUGGGCGGAAAGACAUGCUCAAGUCGAUUCAAGCUCAGCAGUUCUACGAGAACGGAAGCCACAUAACGUCACAAGUUCUCUUAUCCCAUCCUGAGGCUAUCUUAGAGGACAUUGAGCCUAUUGCGCGUAUUGGUUGGGAGGCAAUCAUAGUUGAUUAUUAUCAACACUUGGCUCUAAAAUAUCUGGAACAGCUGAAGCAACUUUGUACUGGUUUUAGAGUGUUGCUUGUGAGCUCCCCAAUUGAGGAUAUCCCUGAGUACAUGAACAUGCUAGCUUUCCUUAAAUCGGGACAGAAAGAUAAUAGCGGCUAUGUUGACACUGCUGAUGCCCUUGAGAUGUUAAAAAGAAGAUUUGCACAUCAUAUUGCAUAUGAGCGCAAAGCAGAUUCUUCAAAAUUUCUAGAGCACUGGGUUCCUGCUUACAUUUCACAAGUGCAGCUAGGUGUCUAUUGUUCCAUUCUGCUUUCAAAUUCAUCUGUCCUCCAGUCUAAGAAGAAAGCUAAUAGUGUUGAAGCUCUUCGGGACAUUCUCUUGUCUCUCUCAGAGUGCUGUAAUCACCCUUACCUCCGUGAAUGUCUGGAAGCUUCACCUGUCAACAAUCCCGAUAUGACCGAAACAGUAGAUAUUGGAGUGCACGCAAGCGGCAAGCUACUACUUCUUGACAAAAUGCUUAAAGAGAUCAGCAACAGGAGGUUGAGAGUCAUUGUUCUUUUUCAGUCUGGUGGAGCAGGUGCAAACCCAAUGGGUGACAUUCUGGAAGGUGUUGUGUGUCACAGAUUUGGCCCCGAGUCUUAUGAACGUGUCAAAUGUGGUGCGGUGAUGUCAAGUAAACAGGCGGCAAUUGAUAUGUUCAAUGACAAGACCAAGGGAAGAUUUGUUUUACUGAUUGAAAGUCGUGCAUGCCUCCCAAGCAUUAAGCUACUAUCAGUUGAUGCAGUCAUCAUAUAUAGCAGCGACUGGAACCCAUCUAAUGACCUGAAAGCUCUUCAAAGAAUCAACAUAGAGUCACAACUUAAGUAUGUGAGCAUUUUCCGAUUGUAUACUCCUUUCACAGUGGAGGAGAACAACUUUCUGCUUGCAAAGCAGGGCAGGCUUAUUGAUAGCAACAUCCAGGAUGUAAUGCACAGUUCAAGCCAUUCCUUGCUGAGUUGGGGUGCACAGUUUCUAUUCACCAGAUUUGAUGAGCUUCUGCAAGAUAGGUAUUCAAGUAAGCAUUCUGAAAGGGGCACCAAUUUUAUGGAUGAAGUGAUUUUAGAGUUCUUAACAAAAUUACCCACAAAUACAGAAGACAGCUCCAAAAUAAACAGUGUGUACAUAUCGAAAGCUAAUAUGAGUGGGGAGUUUUAUUCAAGAAGCAUUACUGUAAUUGGUGAAAAGGAGGGAAUGUCUAUGCUGGAUGGGGAUCCAUCUGUAUUUUGGUUAGAUUUACUGGAUGGAAAAUCUCCUUGUUGGAGCUAUAUAUCUGAGCUAACACAAUCAAUCAAUAGAAUGCUACAGAACAUAGAAGAACCAGCCCAAGUUGCUGCUGAAGAAACUGAUGAAGCUACCAAUGUGUCAGUCACACAGCAAAGAGAAUGUCAUGUGUCUGUCACACAGCAAAGAGAAUGCCAUGUGUCAGUUGAUGUAUUUCCCAACAUGGCUGUGGAGAGAAGAAUUGAUUUAGUGGAUGAUGUUUUCCCUUUUGGAGAAAAUAAUAUCCUUCAUAAACAACAAGCUGAGAUAUCAAAUUUAGUGACGCACUCACAGAAUAAACAAAUCCUGAGAAUUGGAGCAACUCAGAUAUGUGGAUCGAGCAUGCAUAUGCAACAAUUGAGAAAUCUGCCUGCCCAACAAAGUUUAGCAACCUUGCCCCAUCCACCUGCAGAAGCAGAGCCAGCAGGUAUUCCUGGCAUGGAGGCCAUGACAUGUUUACAGUCAAUGCAGUAUCAACCUACAGAGGCAGAAUGGGGAGGUAUACUGGGCGCAUUAGCAGCCCACGGUUCGCAGCCUGAAAUGCAACCAUCAACCUCAAUGCAGGAUGUUUUAUUUGAAAAGACUGAUCUGUCUGGCAUGCCUUUGCUAGGAAGUAUGAAUGCUCGUCAAAGUGUAGAACCUUCAUGGGAUCUGCACGCAGGAGAAGAACCAGCAUGCACUUUGGGCAUGGUGACAACUGAUAAGCUGCAGUCUGAAAUACAACAAUCAGCCACAGUACAUGAUCGGCCUGCAGAAGCAGAAGGAACAAGUACAUUGGGCACCAGGGCACUUCAGAAUUUGCACCCUGAAAUGCAAUCAUCAACCGCAAUGCAUCAUGUCCCUCUUGAAAGAGCACACUCUGAAGGCAGGAGCCAAACAGGAUUUCAGCCAAAUACAUCACCUGGUCCUGAGCAGCUCAGCCAACUCCUUUUUUUCGAGGAAGAGCUCAACCAAGUCCUAUCUGCUAGUGACCAGCCACUGGAAGAUAUGUCGGAAAUGUACAAACAUCACAUCAAUUUGCUUAGAGAAGCCCAUGAACAGAAGAAAUCACAACUUCAAAUAGAGCGUUACCGAGAAAUAGAAAAGGUGAACAGAAAGUAUUACUCAUUACUCCAAAAAGAAGAUCCCACUUUACUUCACAGCCAGAUGGGACUUGUUGAUAGCUACAAGGAAGCUUCUGUAAACAAAUCACCAGCUCAAGAUUUUCUAGGGGAAGUUGCACCAUCAUCUGCAGCUCAAGGGACAUCUGAGAGGCCUGCAAUGGUGCUGCCACCUAAGUCUUCACCAGCUCAAACCACAGCAUCACCAGGUGCCCCGCCAUACGACCACCAGUGAUAGCUUUGUUUCAUUCACCAGGAGGACCUUAUGUCCAGCACACAAUCUAUCAUACCUGGUGAUCUUUGCGGAGCAACAUCACCAGUUUAUAUUCCAGCAUCUCUGCUACAGGUGUAGGAGCACAUUCACCUCCUGCCGCUUCUCACCUCCGGCAGCACAUGGCCAAGUGGUGACAUGGAGAACUUUGCAUCGACAAGUCUAGGCAGGUUCCAGUUGACCUCCAUGAAAAAAAUGUUCGUGUUUUUGUAAGCAUGCUGAUGGAUGUCGAGGAACCUAUCAUAGUGUUUUUUCCAUUUCCUUUUAUUUUCUUCUUAUAGAAAAAGAGCUUUAAAACUGCUUUACACAGUUAAAGUUGCAUAGUCCCUCAAAAAAGAAAGUUGAAGUUACAUAUGAUUACUCCAAAGUUGUAGUUCUCGACAUGAUAAUCAUGGAAUUGAAUGCUGAUAAAAAAUGUAAGUAAAUGAAGAGUACAUAUAUGGAAUUUGA
Messenger RNA from Aegilops tauschii subsp. strangulata, 4942 nucleotides. RefSeq lists its product as uncharacterized. The record is from RefSeq and is a predicted model, not a curated record. Lineage: Eukaryota; Viridiplantae; Streptophyta; Magnoliopsida; Poales; Poaceae. Gene Ontology annotation, cellular component: chromatin; nucleus. Gene Ontology annotation, molecular function: chromatin binding; ATP-dependent chromatin remodeler activity; DNA binding. Gene Ontology annotation, biological process: regulation of DNA-templated transcription; chromatin remodeling.